This is a messenger RNA of Thalassophryne amazonica, 1846 nucleotides long. It is a transcript of the gene larp7, whose product is annotated as La ribonucleoprotein 7, transcriptional regulator. Gene Ontology annotation, molecular function: mRNA binding. NCBI's taxonomy places the organism in Eukaryota, Metazoa, Chordata, Actinopteri, Batrachoidiformes, Batrachoididae. Gene Ontology annotation, cellular component: nucleus. The coding region runs from base 107 to 1804 and encodes 565 amino acids. Gene Ontology annotation, biological process: RNA processing. The record is from RefSeq and is a predicted model, not a curated record. The transcript has 13 exons.
CAGGUGUGACGAUUUUUUACACGCGACGUUAGCUUGCUGCUGUAUAUUUUUGUUUUACGUGCUGUUUCGCAUUAUUUUUGUGUGUGUGUUCUCCUCUCAUAUUGGCAUGAUUGACACAGAGAGCGGAACAGUGGAGGGCCAAAGUGAUGCUGCAGAUCCCACCAAUAAGAAUGAGGACACAGAGAAGAAGAAGAGGUCCCGUGUCAAACAGCUGCUUUGUGACGUGAAGAAGCAGGUGGAGUUCUGGUUUGGGGACGUCAACCUUCACAAGGACCGCUUUCUGAGAAAUCUAAUCGACGAGUCUGGAGACGGAUAUGUUGACCUUUCUGUCUUGACAAGCUUCAAUCGUAUGAAAAAGAUGACAACUGACACCAAGUUAAUUGCCAGGGCACUGAAGAGCUCAUCUGUAGUCGAGCUUAACCUCGAGGGAACUAAAAUAAGGCGUCAACUUCCAAUCAGAGAAGCUCCAAAUGAUGAAGAUAGUCGCACAGUUUAUGUGGAACUUUUGCCCAAGGAUGUUACUCACAGCUGGAUAGAGCGAGUGUUCACAAAAUGUGGACGCGUGGUGUAUAUUAGCAUCCCAAGAUACAAGACCUCGGGAGACUCCAAGGGUUUUGCCUUUGUUGAGUUUGAGAAGGCUGAACAAGCACGGAAAGCUAUUGAGAUGUUGAACAAUCCUCCUGAAGAUGCCCCCAGAAAACCAGGUCUUUUCCCAAAGACCCUAAGCAGGAAACCUCUCCCUCUACCUGCCAGCAAUCCAGCCUCAGGCGAAGAGGAGAAGAAGAAGCGAAAGAAAAAGAAAAAGAAAGAGGGUGUCAUUCAUGUUGAUAAAACCAAAGAUCAAGCAGUGGAAGCUGAGCUAUCAGAGCAAAAGAGGAAGAACCCGGCCACAGUCGGUUCUGAGCCAGAUGGGGUCAGCACGCAAAAGACGACGGGCAAAACAUCAGAAAAAAAGCGAAAACGAUCACAGCCCGCAGACGGAGCAGAAAGUGGAUUACCGUCCAAGAUGAGAAAAACUGAUGAAAGUGAAGCUGCAGAGGAGGAUGCAGCAAAGACCACCACAGAGCACCCAGUGGAAAAUAACAUGAAAACAGCAGUUGAGGAAGGGAAAGAAAACAGGGAUGAUUCGACCAUUAAAGCAAAGAGGAAGAGAAAAAAGAAACACAAGGAGAAGCUGAAAAUUGGAGAGGAGAUUAUCCCACUCCGGGUUCUAUCAAAAAAAGACUGGCUGCACUUGAAACAGGAAUACGUGACCCUGCAGAAGCGCAGCAUGGCCUCCCUGAAGAAGUGCAUUUCUAAGAUUAAUCAAGAAGAGCACAAGAGUGAUAUGGAACAUGAAAAUGAUCCUCAAGAUGAAAGCAAUGAGAAGAACACUAAGAAGGAAAAGGGGAUGAACCAGGGUCCUCAGUUUGCUAGCGGUGUUAUCCUGAAGAUUACAGACUCCAAGCCGCUACCAGGGAGAAAGAUCAUCAAAGAUGCCUUAUGCAGCAUAUCUCCAGUGGCAUACGUUGAUAUCUUAGAAGGAGAUGCUGAGGGUCACAUCCGCUUUCACACCCCACAGGAGGCUAAAGCCAUCUGUGACGCAACAGCGGAGCUACAGAAGGAGCACAGCUGGAAACUUGAGAUUCUCUCAGGUGACAGUGAACAAAGGUACUGGCAGAAGAUCCUGGUGGACCGACAGGUCAAGCUGAAUCGCCCACGAGAAAAGAAGCGGGGUACAGAGAAGCUGAUAUCCAAAGCCGAAAAAAUCAUCAGCUCCCGCACCAAGGAGGCUAAUAAGCACAUCCGCUUCCAAGAAGACUGAAAACUGCCCACGACCGUGUGUUUGAUGAGGUAAUUUGUAGAA